CAAACAACAUCUCUGAAGCUCCUAUGAUGCUUGGUCAAGCAGUGGGUAGCAACUGUGAAGUACCUAUAGCACUGGGCAAGACGCCUCAGGUGUCAGGUAUUGGCGAUGAGGCGCUUAUUAUGCUGGACGCUGCUUGUGAGGUGCCUCCGCUAUUAGGCAAGACGAGAUUAGCCAUUGGUACUUUUGAUAGUGACAAUUCUGGCAAUGUGGUGGAUGAUCUGGCUCGCUCAGGCGUAACUUCUCAAAGUUAGAUUCCUAAAGGACUCCCUAGUAGUGGCUCGGGCAACCCUUCUCGCCCUUGCAACAAAAAGCACCGAGGGAAGGUAGCUCUUGACGACGAUAGAUCCAAAGUGAGUACUAUUUCUAACAUUUUUAAUACGGACGCUGAUAUUUUGUGGAUUAUCUCUGCUUACCACAUUCCUCCUACGGUACUACGUCGUCAAGCCGAUAUGGGUGAGCCUGCAUGUGAUGACUCCUUUGGAGACAUUGCUAUCUAUGAGGAGAUGCUUGAUGUUGGGCUCAGGUUCCCAAUACUUUCUUCCAUUUUUCGUAUUCUGCAUCAUUUUUCACUGACACCAGGGCAGUUGGCAUCCAAUGGUUGGAGAGUUUGGCUAUGUUUUAUGGUA
Molecule: messenger RNA, 626 nt
Organism: Ilex paraguariensis (yerba mate)
Lineage: Eukaryota; Viridiplantae; Streptophyta; Magnoliopsida; Aquifoliales; Aquifoliaceae
Source: the annotation of a GenBank genome assembly